AUGAUCUAUGUGGAAAUAGCAAUGCUUCUCAAGAUGCAGGGGAAAUGGGCUAGCACAAGUGAACAAUUAUUAGGAACUGUUCCUGGCAUUGAAGUUGCUGAUAUGGUUUAAUUUAGGGCAGAGCUGGUCAUUGUAGGCCUUCAUUGUCAAUUUAUCAGAGGAAUCGAUACUACGGUCAAAGAUGGAACCAUUUUGGAAACUAGUAUUGUGGCUUCAGGCCGCUAUGCCAAUGAUAUGGUAUCCUCUAAUGUCUUAAUAUAGUCUGGUCAGGGUGGAAAUCCUGCCAUAGGAGGAGAUAGAACCCAAGAUCAAAAACUUGAACGAGGAAACCUUGCAUUGAGGAAUAGUAUGUUUGCAAAAAGUCCCCUAAGAGUUAUCAGUGGUGUUCAUCUUUCGAAGAAUCAAAAAAUUCCGAGUUACGCAGAAGUAUUUGUGAAUGACAUUCCCCAAGGCAAAGAGAAGAAGCCAAUCUACGCAGUGAAUACUUCGGAUGAUGACAAACCUCCAUCUUUUGAUUACAUUACCAACAUAACAUAUCCAAAGUGGCAUAACAAGUCCACACCUACUGGUUGCAAUUGUGUUGAUGAAUGUUCAUAUUCUAGCAAGUAUCCAUGUGUAUUUAAGAAUGGUGGAGAGAUCCCAUAUAAUUCCAAAGGGUGCAUUACUAAAGCAAAGCCCUUCACUUUUGAGUGUGGACUGUCUUGCAAGUGCCCUUCAUCUUGUCAGAACAGAUUGAGCCAACUGGGUACCAUAUAUCCACCGGAAAUCUUCAUAACUGAAUCAAGGGAUUGGGGUGUUAGAUCACAAAGCUACAUCCCUGGUGGAAGCUUCAUAUGUGAGUAUGUAGGAGAGUUGCUUUUAGAUGAGGAAGCUGAUAAAAAAACUAGCGAUGACGAGUAUUUGUUUGAUCUUGGUAAUAAUCAUGGUGACAAUGGGGGCUACACCCUAGAUGUCGUAGAGGUUGGGAAUGUUGGAAGAUUUAUCAACCCCAGUUGUUCACCUAACCUUUAUGCACAAGGUAUCUUUUAUGAUCAUGAUGACAAGAGACUGCCUCACAUAAUGCUAUUUGCUAUUAAGAACAUAUCUAUAUUACAAGAGUUGACUUAUAAUUACAAUUAUAUGGUGGGUCAAGUUUGUGAUAGCAAUGGAAAUUUAAAGAGGAAGGAUUGUUAUUGUGGCUCUCAAAAGUGCAUCGGGAGGAUGUAUUGA
Molecule: messenger RNA, 1209 nt
Organism: Malania oleifera
Lineage: Eukaryota; Viridiplantae; Streptophyta; Magnoliopsida; Santalales; Ximeniaceae
Product: histone-lysine N-methyltransferase, H3 lysine-9 specific SUVH5-like
Cellular component (GO): nucleus
Molecular function (GO): histone methyltransferase activity; protein binding; zinc ion binding
Source: RefSeq, a predicted model, not a curated record